GGGUUUUUAAGCAUGCAGCCAGACCAUUAAAUGGGGAUAGGAAACUGCGGAACUUUCUUUUAAAACUUCUGCAUUAUUAACAGUCAGAUUGCACAGCAAACAUUCAUUAUUUGGAUUCUAAGGAUUUCAGAGAUUGAUAGAUGGAGACAUUUAAUAUGCCCUGGAUAGCCCUUGCUCUCAUUGCGCUAUCUGUGGACGUGCUUUGUAACCCUUUGAUAAAUGACCAUUUAACGGAAGUCACUUAUGAUGAAUUAGAGGCUUUAGGCACCAGCUGUUACCCUUUGGACACUUGCAAAGGAAACACAACGAAUCUUGGAUUGAAUAUUUUCAACUGUGACUGUGACAGUUCCUGCUCAAUGUAUGACACAUGCUGCGUUGAUAGUGAUUUCAGAAUUCACAAAAAUUCCCCCAGACACAAAAGUAAUUUGAAAUGUCUGAGCGUUUACAACAAUCCUGGAUAUGAAAUAUACAUGGUUGAUACCUGUAAAAACGAUGAAUCCUUUGAUAACUUAUGUCUCAGUAAUCCUGAAGAAAGUGAUGAUCCAUUUUUGAUCAUUCCAGUUACCAGUAACGUGACAGGCAUCACUUACAAAAACUAUUUCUGCGCUGUUUGUAAUGAAGAUGUUGAUUCUAAACAAUUAGAAUUUUGGGACAUGGAGGUAUUGGGCAAUAGCACAUUUUUUAAAAACUUGUCUGAACCACAAUUUAAGUAUGACAAGACUAUAAAAUCAUGGACAGUGUUUGAUGGCAAAAGUACCGAAACUCCCGCUGCUGUUCCAGUAAUUUUAAAUAUUCAACACAAUUCACAUGCAAAGUAUUGCACAUCAAGUUUGCUUGAAACCUGCUCCAGCAAUUGGACAGAUGAGGCUGUGGCAGUAAAAUGCCGAGAUUACAUGGCAAUAGUGUUUACCUUUCCAAAUGUCAAAUAUAGAAAUCCUCACUGCGCCCUUUGUAAUUUCGAAAAUUUAAGCGACCUUCGUUGUGUUGAGCGUAGUUUCGCAGCAGUCCCAGCUUCUAUCCCUUCUGGUGCUGCCGAUAUUCCUCUGAUAAAUUUAUUCGUAUUAGAAGAUAGACAAAGAAGAUGUGGUAAAAACAUGGUGUAUGACAAGUUUGCAGACAAAUGCAGAUGCAAUUCAAGAAUAUACACGAAGGAGAAUGGAAAAUGCGUCCAUAAGAUUUGAAGAAAAUCGUGGUAUUUAUUUAACCAUUUGCACAGCAAAAGGAUUCACAGAUGGGCGUGCCAGAAUAGUCCACUGUAACGUGCAGCGAUGCCGCAUAAAGUAUCCAAUACCUUACAAAAGAUUUACAUCUUCUAAAUGAAUUCAUUUUUGAUCUAACAAGGGGAGGGCACGAGGUUGAAAAUUGAAUUCGGGAUGAGAUUUAGUAUAAUGGUAAUAUGCAUUUAGAAUGUUCAGUCAUGAAAAUAUUAAAGCGCAAUAACUAAUUUCGCGAAAUAUGGCCUUCAAACUUUCAGCAUAUCUUCUAUACUUAUAAAGUGUCGCUGCUGCGGAGAACCAAAUAGCUUGGGUUUGUUUGUUUGUUAUUUCUAUUUAUUUUCUUUUUAAAUUGCUUCAAAAAUCUACAAAAAGUUAAAUCUUUAAAUUGUUAAUUUAUUUGAAGUAAUUCAGAAUAUUAAAAAAAUGCAUUCAUAUUUAUAAUUAUUUUACUUCUAAAAUUAAAUUAUAAUUCAAGAAUCGGAAGAAUAAAUAUUUAUUUUCGAAUAAAAAAAUUUUAAAAAGCAUAUGAAUUAAAACUUUUUGUAGAUUUUUGAAGUAAUUUAAGAAAAAAAAAUGCAAGCCCAGCACCAAAGUCAAGUAUCGUGAAUGCUACAUCCGUGCUUUAUUCACUAUAGUAUUCGGGCCUCGCCAAUGGUGACACUUUAUUAGUAUAUAAGCUAUGCUGAAAGUUUGAAGGCCAUUUUUCUUGAAAUUUGCUAGCUAUUGCACAAAAUAUUUUCAUGAAUGAGGAUUCUAAAUGUAUACUAUCAUUAUACUCAAUCUCAUCCUGAACUCAAUUUUCAACCUCGUGCUCUUCCCUUGUAAGACUAUGCUGAUGUAAACGGUGUUCCGGUAAAUAAUCAACAGAAGGAUCAUUUUUACUUGUGUGGUAAUGGCCUGCCGACGUGUACACCACAUUGUUGAUGAUUUUUGUGACAAAAACAUUUCGACGUGCUUGGCACAUCUUUCCACUGCUAAUGGUUAAGUGUUCCAUUGGAAAUACAAAGGAAAGGACAUAAUUGAUUAAUCUUAAAUAAUCAUCACUUUAAAUUUCACAUUUCAAAUUAGGAUCUGAAAAAAAUCCUGAGGAAUAAAGCUAAAAACAUGCCAAAGCUUGAAAUUUUUACUUGAAAUAUUCACUUAAAAACCAUCUUGCCAAUGGAUUGUAGUAAAAUUCUGGACCAUUUCAGAACUUUUUUGUUGUAUUUUAUAAUGAAGUGACUCUUCGUGCAUGCAAACGCUAUAAAAAUGGUAUUUACUAUUAGGUUGGAAAUGUAUAAUUGUAUCAAAACAACUUGCCAAUGGAUCAUAUUAAAAUUGAGGACGUAAAACCGACCUGCCAACUAGAAUUUUGGACGAUCUCAAAACUUUAUCAUUGCAUUUUGUAAUACUGUGACUCUCCGUGCAUAUACAUGCUAUUAAAGUGGUAACAUAUAAUUAUACUUUUUAUUGUUAGGUUGGUAAUGUAUAGUUAUAUUUAAACAUAUUUUAUGAUAUUUCACAUAUUACAAGCAAUAGAUUUAGUGUAAUUCGUUUACCAAUGGAAAAAUUGCUGUUUACAGUAGAAUUUAUUUUACCUAUAGAUCAUUUGUUAAUAUUAAGAAACAAAAUAAAAUGGCUAAUUUUCUAAUAAAGCCUAAAACACUAAAAUUUCUUUUCGAUGACUGCCUAACAGCAACAAUGACAAUACAUGAUUCACUCCUUGAAGAUAAGGUAUUUCUUAAACUCAAAGCUGUGUAUGCACUUUUUAUACAAUUUGCUUUACACAGCAUAUAUUUAUAAACUGAAAUAAAAAUAACAUUUAUACAUGAGUCUAAAAAGAUUUCAGUUGUUAAUAUUAGGAAAGGACUAAAAUGGUUAGCUUUCUAAUAAUGCCUAAACCACUAAAAAUUAUUUUCAGCUCAGAUAAUGAUAAUAAAUGAUUAAUUCCUUGAAGAUAAGGCUUUUCUUAAACUCAAAAUUUUGUAUACAC
Argiope bruennichi is the source of this 3189-nucleotide messenger RNA. RefSeq lists its product as uncharacterized. The transcript has 2 exons. Lineage: Eukaryota; Metazoa; Arthropoda; Arachnida; Araneae; Araneidae. The record is from RefSeq and is a predicted model, not a curated record. The coding region runs from base 141 to 1181 and encodes 346 amino acids.